UAAGGUCUCAUAAAUCAACAACGGACCGGCAGUGGCACUGGGAGUCUGGGUCUACUCGGCUUCAAUCAAAGAUCUUUCCGAAAUCUCUCUCCUACUCGCGCAUCCACGCGUAGAGGCGAAGGCGAUCGAGCGGCGAUGAAGGGGAAGAGCCUUCCGAUCAUCACGUUCGAGCACAAGAGGGAUGCCUACGGGUUUGCAGUGCGGCCGCAACACUUGCAGAGAUACCGAGAGUAUGCAAAUAUUUACAAGGAAGAGGAAGAAGAGAGAUCGGAGAGGUGGAAUGAUUUACUCAAGAGGUUGUCUGGUUCUGGUAUGGCACUCACUGAUGGCUUAUCAGCAGGGAAAAGGAGCAUUAGGGAGCAUUUGGAAGCCGCCAUCGUGUCUGGAAUGGAUAAUGUUCUUAAUGAGACUAGUGAUUGUAAUGCCAUUGAUGAAGUUCUCUCCACGAAACAGACAUCAGAAGAGGAAAGAAAAAUUCAUUGUGCCCAAACUUGGGCCCGGAUCCGUCCAUCCCUUAGUGCCAUUGAGCAGAUGAUGAGUCACCGGGUAAAAAGGAAAAACUCAGAUGGUGGUGAUCAAGCUGCCCCAAAGAGUAGGCCAAACCUUGCAUCUAUAGAAGAGUCGAAGGUCUCAGAAGAAUCAGAAGAUGAGUUUUAUGAUGUUGAAAGAUCUGAUCCUGUUCAGGAGGUGUCUUCCGGAGAUGAUGGAAAUGUUGAUUCCAGUACGAGUAUCUCUAGUCAAGGGGUACCAGAAGAGACAAAAGAAGAGCUGGAGUGCUUGGUCCGUGGGGGGCUCCCAAUGGCUCUUAGAGGAGAGUUAUGGCAAGCUUUUGUUGGUGUUGGAGCACGUAGGGUGGAAGGAUAUUACAAUAGUUUGCUAGAUGUAGAAACUAAUACAGACGGCAAAGAAGUUGGAUUUAUGCUUAAGGAUGAGAAUGGAAACAAAAAAAGGAUUUCUCAGGGAGAUGAAAAAUGGAAAGGACAGAUUGAGAAGGAUUUGCCUAGAACUUUCCCUGGCCAUCCUGCUUUAGAUGAGAAUGGAAGAAAUGCUUUAAGGCGCUUACUCACUGCAUAUGCUCGGCAUAAUCCAUCUGUUGGUUAUUGUCAGGCAAUGAACUUCUUUGCAGGAUUACUUCUUUUGCUGAUGCCUGAAGAAAAUGCAUUUUGGACUUUAUUGGGUAUCAUUGACGACUAUUUUGAUGGUUACUACUCCGAGGAAAUGAUUGAAUCUCAGGUGGAUCAACUUGUUUUUGAGGAUUUAGUCCGUGAAAGAUUUCCAAAAUUAGUGAAUCAUCUGGAUUAUCUCGGAGUGCAGGUGGCAUGGGUUACAGGACCAUGGUUCCUUUCCAUUUUUGUGAAUAUGCUUCCCUGGGAAAGUGUUCUUCGAGCUUGGGAUGUGCUUUUGUUCGAGGGAAGUAGAGAGAUGCUUUUUCGCACAGCAUUAGCUUUGAUGGAAUUAUAUGGUCCUGCAAUUGUAACAACAAAGGAUGCAGGAGAUGCUGUAACAUUGUUGCAGUCACUUGCUGGUUCUACUUUUGACAGUAGCCAGCUUGUUUUGACUGCUUGCAUGGGAUAUCAACCUGUAAAUGAGAUAAAACUACAAGAAUUAAGGAACAAACAUCGACCAUCAGUGAUUGCUGCCAUGGAGGAAAGGUCUAAAGGGCUUCGUGUUUGGAAAGACUCUAAAGGUCUUGCAACUAAGCUAUAUAGUUUCAAGCGUGACAAUGGACCACUAGUAUCUGAAGCAAAGGCUAAAGAAAAUGUUGGUGAAGCAAACAACAAUGGGGACAUCCAAUCUACCGAGUCUGAUUUGACAGAUUGUGAGGAUGUUCUUAGUACUCUUACAGUUGAUGCAGAGUUGGAUUCUCUUCCAGAUCUUCAAGAGCAGGCCACAUGGUUAAGGGUAGAACUAUGUAGAUUGCUUGAGGAGAAAAGAUCUGCCACCCUCAGAGCUGAAGAGUUGGAGACUGCAUUAAUGGAGAUGGUGAAGCAAGACAAUAGACGACUUUUGAGUGCAAAAGUUGAACAAUUGGAGAAUGAGAUAGCUGAGUUACAGCAGGCUUUAGCAGAGAAGCAGGAACAAGAACGUGCAAUGCUUGAGAUAUUGAUGCGGGUUGAGCAAGAACAAAAGGUUACAGAAGAUGCUCGCCUCUUUGCAGAGCAAGAGGCUGCUGCUCAGAGGCAUUCUGCUCAUGCCUUGCAGGAAAAAUAUGAAGAAGCGAUGUCUUUACUUGCACAAAUGGAGAACAGGGCUGUAAUGGCAGAGACGAUGCUCGAAGCUACAUUGCAGUACCAAUCUAGCCAGCUCAAAGCACUGAAGUCUCCAAAGACACCAAGUUCAGAUAAAUCAUCUGUGCCAUCAAGUCUAGACUCAUCUCAGGAAAUUCCUCCCAGAAAAAUAAGCUUGCUUUCUAGGCCAUUUGUUCUUGGUUGGCGCGACAAAAAUAAGAGCAAACAGAAUGCCCCAGAGGAAUCCGUUGACGGGGAGCAAAAUGUAGAAAAUCGAAAGAGCGAUACGAACGGGCACCAGGAGCAGGAAAAGUAAAAUUUUGGAGAGGCAGAGGUCUCAUCGCUUGUUCCAUGGCUGCCAUAUAUUUCGAUGCUCCAGCCUUUGGCCACGUCGGGAAGAGAUGUUAUUGUGCGCUUUUUGUAUGCAUUUAGGUUGCUUAAUUCAUGUUGUAAUUUGUGUAGUGAAAUAGUAUUAGUUCAUCUGUUGAUUGCUUGUUAUUAAUAAAAUUUAAGCCUGGUUAA
Messenger RNA from Zingiber officinale, 2750 nucleotides. RefSeq names its product TBC1 domain family member 8B-like. Lineage: Eukaryota; Viridiplantae; Streptophyta; Magnoliopsida; Zingiberales; Zingiberaceae. The record is from RefSeq and is a predicted model, not a curated record. The coding region runs from base 136 to 2544 and encodes 802 amino acids. The transcript is spliced from 18 exons.